Messenger RNA from Symbiodinium sp. CCMP2456, 606 nucleotides. Lineage: Eukaryota; Dinophyceae; Suessiales; Symbiodiniaceae. The record is from the annotation of a GenBank genome assembly.
AUGGAGGCAGAUCCAUUCCUCAUGUGGAGCGACCCUGUUGCUGCUUCGUCGGCAGGCUAUCCCUUCCAGGCAUUUGAGGCGUUGGAGCCCGGCACGCACGGUUUGGAUGGACUGGCAAUCACGGACCUGUUAGGUUCAAUGCCUCUGCAGCUAGAGCCUCCGGGCAGACCGGGUUCGGCACCGCCCAUUCUCCAUCCAGAUGGCUUCUCCCCCUUCUUAGAGACUGCGGCGACCUUCGAGGCGGCGCGGAAGGCGGCGUACCGGGAACAACUGGAGUUACCAAGCAGGCCACGGUCCGCACCACUCGAGGAGGAGAUCGUCAACGUGCUGCGGGAGGAGGCGUUAAGCCGGAUGGAUCCUCGAGACAAAGACCUCUUCGCCUUCCAGGCGGCGGCAGUGGCGCCCCCCCGCUCCCCGUCGCCGUUUAUGGGAGAAGGCCCAGGCGAUCUCCUGGAGCGCCAGCGCCAGGCGCUCUUCGGCCUGGCACCUGCAAGAACUUUGCAGGCCAGAGCUAUGGAGCCGGCUAUGGAGCCCUUUGAGCCCUUUCUGUGCCAUGUGCAGGCAGCCGCAGCGCUGGAAGCAGCCGCCCGGCAAAACGUAGAUUAG